This is a messenger RNA of Mytilus trossulus (common blue mussel), 5235 nucleotides long. Its product is annotated as cilia- and flagella-associated protein 74-like. The transcript is spliced from 43 exons. Lineage: Eukaryota; Metazoa; Mollusca; Bivalvia; Mytilida; Mytilidae. The coding region runs from base 55 to 5196 and encodes 1713 amino acids. The record is from RefSeq and is a predicted model, not a curated record.
UAUUGUUGCUACAGAUGGUGGAUAGUUUGUAAACAGUUAAGAGAACAAGGUGACAUGGAUGAAGAUUAUGGUCAUAUGUUUGGUGGGGAGGAAUAUUUAGAUGAUGAUGGUUUUGAUGAUGACAUCAUUGAUUAUGAUGAUGGGGAUGCAGGAGGAGAUGACCUUGACCUGGGUUCUGAAGAGGAUGCAGAGUCUCAAAUUGAGGAACCAACACCUGAGUUACUUGAAGAAAAGAUCUCAAAAAAAGAACAGCUACAUAUGAUCCACUUACGUGCCUUGUUGAAUGAAAUGACAGAGAAAGUAAAACACCAUCAAUAUCUGACAGAAAAAACUAGAGAAGAAAUGAAGCAAUGUCGAUCUAGAAUGAGUCAGUUGGAGACAGAAAGAGAUCAGGUGUUUGGCCACAUACAGUCUGCAGAUUCAGAUGGCAACACGUCAGCUUUAUAUAGAUUGAGAGAUCAGCAUGCUAAACUGUGUCAGGAAUUAGAAGAUGAAAGGACGUUAGAAAAAAUGAUUCAAGAAAGACUAGAAAAUGAAGAAUAUGAACUAGCCAAAGUUGAGGUAGAGAGAGGUAAAUUUUUACUGGCUGAGGAUGAACUUGUAAAGAAAGAGCAUCAGUUAGCAACAGAAAAAACAGACAUGGCUCUUGACAGGCUUAAGAAAGAGGAAUGGAAAGUUAGAAAGGCUAUACAUCACAGGAAAAGUAAAGAAAGACAACAAUUGGAAGCAUUAGAAGACCAUAGACAAAGACAGCAGAUGCACAUUGAAGAUUCAAAACAAAGUCAUGAAAAACACCAAAAAUAUCUCAGUGCUACCAUGGAAAAAAUGAAGAAACGACAAGAUGAAGAAAAUAUUAGAUACAAAGAAAAUAUGCAUAAAAAGAUGGACAUGUUACUGAAGCUGAAAUCAGAUAUCACCUCAAACAGGGAAAAUUUAAAAGCCUUGCAUGCAAGAGAUAAGGCUUUAGAUAAAGAAAAAAAGCAACAGGAAGAGGAAGAAAGACAGAGAAUUCUUAGUGAGGGUGGAAAUCCAGACCAGGAAUUUCUCAUUAGGAAGAGGAUAGAAACAUUUGAAAGACAUAAAUCAGACUUUGAAGUUCAAAAAAGAAGUAGAGAAUCCACAAUAAUGGGUAAAAUCUUAUUGGAAGAAGAACGAAUGAGGAAAAGGAAAAAACAACAACCACAGCUAUUUUCAGAUCCAAAAAGGGAAAAAUCAUUGGUUGUAAGUGCUCAGAAGAAGAAACCCUUGAAGAUUAUGAGAGAUAUGUCAGGGUCUUCUGUGUUUGAUGAAACAGAGCUUAGAGACAGUAAAGUAGAUUUCUUAAUUGAUGAGUUAGAAAAGCAAGAUGAUUCUGACAGUGAACGAAGACAAACAGAAUCAGUCAGACCAUCUAGUUCUGAUGAGAAGAAAAUACCUGACUCUAGUGAUUCUGAGGAUGGAGAAAGUGAUGAUGAAAGAAAGGUAGAUCUUGCUCAGCCAGAAUUUCAGGGUUUGUGGAGUGAACACAAACCUUACAAAGUACCUAGUGAAACAAACACAGUGAAACUGCCAGGGGCUAGUAAGAUGGAAAAGGAAAUAUUGAACAAAGUAUUAGACAAACACAGAUCCGGUAUAAUUGUAAAACAAGUAGCUGCUGGCAGAGAAUUCCAAGGAUGUCCGUUUUAUAGCAAGCCUGAUGUCAUACAUUUCAAGGACUUUGAUGUAGGGAAGUCUUACAAAAAGAAAGUGACCCUGACUAAUGUAUCCUAUACUGUGAAUUACUGUAAAUAUAUCAACAUUACAGAACAUCUUAAAGACUUCAUAGAAAUACAGUUUGACCCACCAGGUCAGAUGUCUGCUGGUUUGACUUGUGAGAUGAUGGUUACUUUUAAACCAAUGAUAAAUGAAGAUUUGGUUGGUGAAGUUAAUUUCCUGUCACAGACUGGACCUUUCUCUAUACUUCUCAAAUGUACAACUAAAAAAUGUGAUCUGUCAGUAGAUACAAACAAAGUGGAGUUUGGCACCACUGUUAUAGGAGAGACCUUGAAGAAGUCAUUUACUUUGACUAAUAAUGGAGCUCUUGGAACCAAAUAUGAGUUCUUUAAACUGACAGGGUCCAAACUCAGGACUGUGACUACUGCUGAAACAUCAUUAGGACGUUUGACUACAGCUGACACAUUGAGAGGAGGAACACCUGAUUCCCUGUCAAUGAUGAAAAAAGAGCCAGCUCCACCUGGUGGCAAGAAACCAGACCAGGAAAUUGUUGACAAAGCUAGCCAGGAAGGAGGAGGUACAUCUAUUGACCACCAGGGUACACAGGCUGAAGCUGACGCCAUGAGUGGUACUAUGGGAGAUGUUGAAGAUGGAGAACAUUCUCCAGAUCUUGCCAUCAGUGAAAUAGAGGACUAUGGGUCCCUGGAUGGGAUGAAAGUUGGUCCAAUGUCUACAGGAGAAGUGGGUCCAUUUUCCUCUGUCAAGUUGGAGAUUAUCUGGCAGCCACACAUCCCUGGAAAAGUUUUUACAGAAUUCUUGAUAUCCUUUAGUGACCCUCUCUCAGAAAGUAUUUCCAUACACUCCCUAGCCAAUGCCAUUGAUGUUCCAGUUUGGGUUGAGAGACAGACUGUCGAUCUUAAGAUCUGUAUGUAUGACAGGCUGUACCAAGAUACCAUCAUUGUCAACAAUAGGGCAACAACAGCAUUGAGGCUAAAGUUUGAGGUGUGUAAAGAAUUGAAGAAUCAUCUUGAACUGCUACCAAAAACUGGAUACAUCCAAGCUCAGUCACAGUUCUCUGCUCAGCUCAAGUUUCUACCAAGAAAAAGUCUGUUUCAAGAAGCUGGUAAAUAUUUUGACAAAGAAACAGGUGUGUUGGAAGCUCCAAUGAUCAUCAGAGUGGCUGAUCAGACUCAGCCAGUACCCUUCACAGUCCAGGCUGUGGUGACCACCUCUGAUAUGGAGUUUGACAUUACCAACAUAAACUUUGGUUGUUGUACCAUCCAUGAGUCAACAAAGACAAGAAUACGUCUUAGUAACAAGUCUAUCUUACCACAGGAAUAUGGCUUUGUUGGCCUACCUGAUUAUGUUGAGGUCCAACCAGAUGAUGGAUUUGGGACACUGUUGCCUCUGGAAAGCAUUGACCUUGAUGUGAUCUUCAGUCCUAAGAAAGCUAGAGAUUAUAAAUUUGAACUAAAUUGUAAAUCAAUAAUUAACAGGGAGUUUAAGAUCCAGUGUGAAGGGGUAGGUGUACAUCCACCAUUGGACCUAUCUCAUCAGGUGAUACACUUUGCUGCUACAGCCUUGUAUGAUGUAUCAACAGCUACAGUCCAUGUCAACAACUCACAUAUCAGUACCAAUGAAUUCACACAUCCUGUGCCAAGGAUUGGUAAAGGAGAAAUUGUACCUGUUGGACCAACAUCAUUUGAAUUCAAGAUACCUGAGGGAGCUCCCCUGACUAUUUCACCCUCUGUUGGAACAAUAGAACCAGGAAAGAAAUGUAGGGUUCAGGUGAGGUUUGCUCCACAGUUGGAGGAGAUGGACGUUAGGAAGGAAGGAGUGAGAAUGGCCUCCAAAGCCAUGGAGGCAAAGGCACAGAAGGAAUAUCAGGAGUCUCUACAGAGAGAGAAAGAAAAGGCAGAUGAAGCUUUGGAAGAGGGAGAAGAAGAUGAGAAAUCAGGAAAUAAAGGUAAAGGAAAAGAGGGGAAAUCCCCAGCUAAAGGGAAGGGGAGACAAUCACCAGGUGUACCUACUCUUACUGUGGCUGGACCAAAACCUUUUACACCUCCAACACUAGAGAAUAUCACAAAGGAUACACCUGCUUAUGCAGCAGCCUUGGGAUCUCUAUUGAGACAAUAUAGAAGUUGUUUUAGAACCUAUGUAAUACCAUGUUAUGUAGCAUCAGGGAAAUGUGGUAAUCCAGGAGAACUACCUUACACUAAUAAGAACACAUUAUAUAUGGAGGUCCAUUGUCCUGUUGUUAAGCCUACCUUAGUGGCGAUCUCAGACCAUGGGAAGACAACUCUAGAUUUUGGAGAAGUUUCGCUAGGACAGACAAUUAUCAAAUCUGUCACCAUACAGAAUAUAUCAAAGAAAACCAUAGAAUUAACAUCAUCACUGCUGGACACAUCUGGACCUUUCCUCAUGUUGAAUGCAUUGAGAGUUUUACCACCAGAUGGCACUCAUACGAUACUGAUAUCCUUUACUCCUGAAGCUGGUCGUGUGUUUCAUGAAGUGCUACAAAUUAACAGUGGAACCUCAGUUUUACAUGUGACAGUGAUGGGUGAGGGUGUCAACCCAAUUAUUAACCUUGACAUGCCCACAGAAAAUGGUGUAUUUGAUAUUGGUGCUGUUUUAGCUGGAGAAUACUUAGAAAGAACAUUUAAGAUGCAGAAUUCCUCAUCACUAUCCAUAGAUUAUUCUAUAAAGUUAGAAAGUCUGUCUUUAUUGCGGCAUGCUAAAAGUCAAGAAUUGCCUUCAUUUAUAAAACCAGACGAAAAGAUGAAAAGUUUAGUUGGCACACAGAACAACAAUGGUCAAAAUAUAUUUGACUUGGUGCCGUCAGAAGGUCGAAUAGCACCAGGGGCAACCCAAGAAGUAACAGUGACCUUUGCCCCAGAUCAUCCUAGUGACCAUUAUUCUGAUUUUGUUAAAAUAGAAUUAUUUGGAAAGAAAGAAUCUCACUCCUUCCAAAUAAAAGGCAUGGCCAAGAAAAAUGUUAUGUUUGUCCAUGGUGUGGAUGAAACUACAGUUAAUGUGGAAUCAUUAUCAGAAAAUCCACCCUCAACAUUAGAAGAAGAAGAAUUAAAGGGCAUAUUACCAUCAGUAUUAUUUAGUGUUAGGAGCAUAGCCAAAGAAUCAGAAUUUGUACCAGGUUCCAGAGAGAUAUAUGUGGGCUGUGUCAGGACAAUGGCAGUCAGUCAGAAAAAGGAAGUCAAAGGAAAGAAUGGUGAAUUCCAGUUUGAGAAUGUGCAAGCUAUAACAUCAAAAGGUUUUAAUAUAGAUCCACAAAGGGGUAUGGUAGAGGCAGGAAACCUGAAACCAGUCACUGUCACCUGGUCUCCACCUGCAGGUCAUGAUCCAAAUGAGCCAGUUGAAGCCAGUAUAAUCUUAACCUUGAAAGGAGACAUUACAGAACAAGUCAAGGUCAUGUUGAGGGCAUAUGUUGUUUCAGAUGUAGAGGAUAAAACUGACAAGACAGAAUCAACAGAAAAUACACAGACAUAAAUUAUAGAGACAAAUUAAUUUAAAAAUUAUAGAAUAUAA